This is a messenger RNA of Cynoglossus semilaevis (tongue sole), 611 nucleotides long. It is a transcript of the gene epgn, whose product is annotated as epithelial mitogen homolog (mouse). The transcript has 5 exons. The record is from RefSeq and is a predicted model, not a curated record. NCBI's taxonomy places the organism in Eukaryota, Metazoa, Chordata, Actinopteri, Pleuronectiformes, Cynoglossidae. Gene Ontology annotation, biological process: positive regulation of cell population proliferation; epidermal growth factor receptor signaling pathway; positive regulation of mitotic nuclear division. Gene Ontology annotation, molecular function: growth factor activity; epidermal growth factor receptor binding. The coding region runs from base 117 to 599 and encodes 160 amino acids.
UGACUAAGUGACAGAAACGUAUAAAAGCAGAUCACAGACCUGUGGUUGAUCACGCUGUUCAUUCAGACAGAGAGGAAGUGAUAACAGCAGGCCAUCGAUCACCAAGUGAAGACGAGAUGUUUACACAGAGACUAGCACGUCCGGAUAUCUGCUUUUCCGCAGUGAUGGCUGCGCUGCUGCUCCUGACCACAUCGGGACAAUCGGCGACUGUGAAUGACACCAACAACACCACGGCCUCUCCUGCCCUGACGACGCAGCUCAGUAAUAGCAGUGCAGAAGAACCCCUGGUUCUCAGUUUUCACCGGCCGUGUGGAGACGAACAUCCUAGCUUCUGUCAGAAUGGAGGCCAGUGCAUGUUCUCUCAGGACAGCAACAAACAUUUUUGCAUCUGCAAGUCCUCCUACAGUGGUCCACGCUGCCUCUUCCUAGAACCCAAUCUGUCUCGGUCUCAGCACAACAUGGAGCAGCUGAUCGGCAUCGUCUUCAGCGUGCUGCUGGUCCUCCUGUUCCUGCUGUUCCUUCUCUACUGUUUUGCCUACAGAAAGUGUAAGAAAUCAGCAUCACUAAUAAAAUCUCCGCCAUCUGAGACGUCAGUGUGACCACUGCUGUUA